This is a messenger RNA of Xenopus tropicalis (tropical clawed frog), 1194 nucleotides long. RefSeq names its product G protein-coupled receptor 151b (gene gpr151b). The record is from RefSeq and is a predicted model, not a curated record. Lineage: Eukaryota; Metazoa; Chordata; Amphibia; Anura; Pipidae. Gene Ontology annotation, molecular function: G protein-coupled receptor activity. The transcript has a single exon. Bases 1 to 1194 code for a protein of 397 amino acids. Gene Ontology annotation, cellular component: membrane; plasma membrane. Gene Ontology annotation, biological process: signal transduction; G protein-coupled receptor signaling pathway.
AUGUCGGAUUACUCACUGAGGACCAUGAACAGCAGCGAAGCCAUCGCUUUCUCCGGCGGAUUACAAUCCUCUGAGGUGGGGGCAGAGAUCACCUUGGUUCUACCUUUAAUCCUGUCCAUUAUUUGCCUGGUGGGGAUGACUGGGAACUUACUGGUUAUCGCCAUCCUCUUCCACGAUUUUCGGAAAGGGAAAUGCUCGGUAGUUAAUUGCCUGGUCAUUAGUCUGUCUGCGACCGACCUACUGCUCAUCCUCUUUUGCCUCCCAGUGCGCAUUGUCACUUACGCCAAGCAGUCUUGGGUCUUUGGAAGUUUUAUUUGCAAGUCCACAGAAUGGUUUCUCCACUGCUGCUUAAUAGCCAAAAGCUUCACCCUGGCUGCGAUUGGACAAGCCAGGUACAAACACGUUAUUACCCCACCCAAGUUCCUCAGCUUCAGCAGCAGACAUGUGGUCUUGGUCAUGUUCUUCACUUGGAGUUUAUCCCUACUGUUGCCCCUUCCACAUCUGAUAUUCACCCAACUACAGGUCAGGCAGGAAGGGCUGUUCUGCCUUUUUGAUAUCCCAGAAUAUGCCUCCAAUUUCAUGAAUGUCUUCAGCAAACUGUACCCUCUGCUCGCCUAUGUGCUUCCCAUGGUCUUCUCCUUCUGCUGCUACAUCAAAGCCCUCAGGAGAAGGGAGAGAAGGAACAGGAUUCCCAGCCCCAGAGUCCUCAGUAGGAGAAUCACUUCCAUGUUAAUGAGCGUCAACCUGGCCUUUGAUGCAAUGUGGCUCCCAGAAUGGAUAGUGUGGAUGUGGGCAAGGCACAGCAGCUUUGGGACUCUUCACCCACCAACUGCAUUGAUGGUUCUAGCUCAGGUCAUCCUGUUCCUCAACUGCACUUUAAACCCUGGAGUCUUUCUGGCUGUAUCCGAUGAAUUCAGGGAAGGUUUGAAGAAUAUAUGGAUGGUGGUGAAAUGUAAAACACACAACGAAGAGGGGCUCAGCAGAGCUGGGGAGAACGGAUCAGAUGUGGUCACCAGUACCAUCCAAUCCUUGCAAGACUUGCGGACAAACUCAGGACUGAGGUCCUCCCAAGAGUCCAAACUGAAAGAGGAGAAGGUCCUUCCAGACGUGGAGCACUUUUGGCAGGACCGGAGGAAUACAACGGCCGGAGAUGACAACGAUCCCAUGCCCUGGGAACACCAGGAGAAGCCUUAA